AUAAACCGGCGUAUUAAUCGAGCGCAAUCAGAGAUCAUGGCUUUUGUUCGUGGGAUAAUGACCGCUCGCGAACCGGAACUAGUACUCAACCCAGAAUGCGCGAAAGACAAUAUAGCUGAUCAGUUUAUCUUGGCGUCUAUCGAAGCGAAACUGGAUACAGCCACGGUGGAGGAUAACCUGGCUAUGCUAUUAUUUGCGGCAUUUAACACAUCCGCCAAUACAAUCAGCACAAGUUUGCAUUUGAUUUGCAGACAUCCACAAGCGCAGAUCGAAAUUAACAAGCAGUUAAAAAACUGGAUACAAACAACGUUCUCAAAUUAA
Sphaeroforma arctica JP610 is the source of this 321-nucleotide messenger RNA. RefSeq lists its product as hypothetical. NCBI's taxonomy places the organism in Eukaryota, Ichthyosporea, Ichthyophonida. Gene Ontology annotation, molecular function: heme binding; oxidoreductase activity, acting on paired donors, with incorporation or reduction of molecular oxygen; iron ion binding. The transcript has a single exon. The annotation marks the transcript as partial. The record is from RefSeq and is a predicted model, not a curated record.